AUGGGGAAUUCCGAGGGAAAGACGAAGGAGUUUGACAAGUCGUCCGCUAGUUCGACUUCCAGGAGAAUUGAUAAAAGAGUGGAACAAGCGUUUGUCACGCUGACUGGGAGCGCAUCGACAGCGUUGACUUUUGGGAUUUUGAAGGGAGUGUUCAGUGAAGGUCUUGCUGAAAGCUUGUGGAAGUACCUUUCCGAUUCUAAACCAUGUGAUGCUACCCUGAGCAUUGACGAGUUUUCCCGUCAUGCACCCAGCUUAAUGGGGACGUCAACAGACAUAUAUAUUAAGGUCUGUCAGCCUGUACUCCAUCUCAUUAAAACUUGCUCAGAAGCUGCUGGCGCUGGUGCCGUCGCUGGCGAUGAACCUUUUAUCAGGAAUCUUGUCAAUGAGAUGAGUGCAGGUGGUUCGAACGCCAACGCUAUUAUUUGUUGGAAGAAUGCAUUGUGCCCGAAAUUCUGCAAUGCUUUGCAAGGAUUAGUUCUGCAAGUGUUUCUUGGUUACAAUUAUCCAGCAACUGACUACUCAUCUGACAUCUUGACCCCGCUACAGAUGUGGUAUGUCCAGUGCUCCUUACCGGGCAAAUAUUUUGCGACCGAGAACACUAAGAAGUACCUUCGUAUAUUUUAUGAUUCGACCUAUACUUCCUGCGUUAGCGCAACACAUUGGACCCCACUGUACUCCAGUGCAACACACGGAAUCAGUGUGAAUCGAUUUGAGACCAAUGUGUUCGACUACAGAGGCCCUACAGUGUCUAUAUUCGAACUCACCGAUAAGAGUGUUUACGUGCUGGCCACGGAAGAAACCUGGCGGCAUGGUUCAUCUCGAUUCGGUGGUUCUGAUACAAUGCUGUUCCAAUUAGCACCGAAACUGGAUCGAUGGGAAGCCUCAGCAUCUAUUUAUUGCAAUUUUAAGAUCAGAUCGGCUGGAUUUGGAUUGUCGUUCAAAGACGUCAUGAAGAUCGACAAGGACAUGAGCAAUAUAGAAUCUAUUGAGGUGUGGGGGUGUGCAGCAUCGAAUGCCCUGGAGGAUCAGCAGAAAUUGAGAAUGUGGCAAAAUCAGCAGGCCGAGAAGAACAGAAAGGUGCCUUUGCCAGGAAACUGGGAUGACAAUCCGGACAAAACAAUCCUAGAAAUGGCUGGUUUUAAGUUCUCGGAUGAACGAAGAAAGAUGGACUUGGAGGCACAGUCGACGCGAUGA
Messenger RNA from Necator americanus (New World hookworm), 1194 nucleotides. RefSeq lists its product as uncharacterized. Gene Ontology annotation, biological process: response to oxidative stress. Lineage: Eukaryota; Metazoa; Nematoda; Chromadorea; Rhabditida; Ancylostomatidae. Bases 1 to 1194 code for a protein of 397 amino acids. The transcript has 9 exons. Gene Ontology annotation, cellular component: nucleus. The record is from RefSeq and is a predicted model, not a curated record.